AUGGCCUCCAAGCGCAUACCAACGGCCCAAACGGUCGCCGGCGACAAUGACCUCUUGACGGAGAUACUACUCCGCCUACCCAUAAGACCACUCCUCCGUUUCAAAUCCGUUUCCAAACACUGGCUCUCUCUCAUCACCAACCCACAUUUCUGUCGUCGCCGAAGCCGUGCACCAUCUGGCCUAUUCUUGCGCCGGCGUCCGAAUCUCAUUAACCCCGAGUACGAUUUUAUUCCUCUGGAAGACACAAGCCCGACGAAACCCCCCUUUGGAACUCUCACUUUUUCCGAUGAUCGUCAUGGAUUUAAUGCUGACUGCAAGUAUUAUAUCUAUAAUCCUACUACCCACCAAUUCAGUACGCUUCCUAUUCCUUCUGGUCGAGGUUUUUGGUACAGUCGUGGUGUUGGAUCAGUUUAUGCAGUUAAUUUGGCCUUUGAUCCAUCGAAAUCGCCUCACUACAAAGCUGUUUGUGUUUAUAACUCUCAGAUAUUGCCUCUUCAAUUUUCGAUUGAAGUAUACUCCUCUCAAACCGGCCUUUGGAGUCGCUCUGGUGAUCCUUUCAGUUCAGAUGUUAAUUUUGGUCUAGGAGUUUUCUGGAAGGGUGCUAUCAAUUGGGUCAGUCGCCGGGCUGAUUCAUUGUAUUUCGAUGUUGAUGAAGAGCGUCUUGGAAAAAUGCCUAUGCCUCCGCUGCGUGACGGUAGGGAGGAGAGGAGGCUCAGAUAUUUUGGUGAGUCUGGUGACCAUCUUCAUCUUAUUGAGAUCUAUGGUCCUCAUAUGACACAAUUCAGUGUCUACGAGAUGGACAACUGA
Molecule: messenger RNA, 807 nt
Organism: Ilex paraguariensis (yerba mate)
Lineage: Eukaryota; Viridiplantae; Streptophyta; Magnoliopsida; Aquifoliales; Aquifoliaceae
Source: the annotation of a GenBank genome assembly